AUGAAUUGUUGGAGGGAUAUCCACUGGAAACCGGUAAAAGAUGAGAAGUCCAGUCCAAGGUGUCCGCGAUUGGAUCAUCAACGAGUACAGCAUUGUGAAAGGCGAAAAAAGAGGGUUUUAGAACUUAAAUUACAAGCCAGCUAUGGAGAAGAUCUCACACUAGUUGAGGAUGACUUCUACAACCAACUGUAUAUCUUCAUGCGUAUCAAGAAGAACUUAUCGUUGAAUGGCUUUAUGCAACAGUUCAUACAGCACAUGGUUGAUGCAGGAUGUUUUGUUCAAGGAAUUCAAGGACAUGUUGCCAAAAACCACUGA
This is a messenger RNA of Lobosporangium transversale, 315 nucleotides long. RefSeq lists its product as hypothetical. Bases 1 to 315 code for a protein of 104 amino acids. The record is from RefSeq and is a predicted model, not a curated record. The transcript has 2 exons. NCBI's taxonomy places the organism in Eukaryota, Fungi, Mortierellomycota, Mortierellomycetes, Mortierellales, Mortierellaceae.